GCAAGUAAUCAACGAGACUAGACCUUUAAAUACAACCUUUGGAUACGAUCACGUGGUACGGUAGCUCCACGACAACCUGCCUUCUCUUUGCUACCGCGUCUGGUUUUGCGAUUAAAAAGGAUGGCAGAACAUGAGCCACCCCUCUCGUGUGACUGCUUUGUGUCCUUGCCCCCCGGCUCGCAAGAUGAUCACGUGAUUUUUGGGAAGAACUCAGACCGUCCUAGAGAUGAGGUCCAGGAGGUUCUUUACUACCCGGCAACCAGUCACCCAUCUGGGACCAUGCUGGAGUGCACGUACAUUCAGAUCCCCCAAGCAGAAUACACCCAUGCUGUGGUCCUCAGCCGGCCUUCCUGGCUGUGGGGGGCCGAGAUGGGGGCCAACGACAAGGGGGUCUGCAUCGGGAACGAGGCUGUGUGGACCCGCGAAGCUAUCGAUCCAGGAGAAGCCUUGCUAGGAAUGGACCUGGUCCGCUUGGGGCUUGAGCGUGCGGACAGUGCCUGGGGGGCGGUGAGUGUGAUCACUGGUCUGCUGGAGCAGCACGGCCAGGGGGGGCCAUGCAGGGAGGACCCGGCGCCCUUCAGCUACCACAACUCCUUCCUCCUGGUGGACCGCAAUGAGGCCUGGGUCAUGGAGACUGCCGGCAAGCUCUGGGUGGCACAGAAAGUCACCGAGGGGGUGAAGAACAUCUCCAAUGCGCUGACCAUCGGGACGGAUAUCUCGGCUGAGCACCCUGAGCUGCGGAGUGUGGCCCAGGCCCAGGGUUGGUGGAGCGGCGAGGGAGAGUUCUGCUUCAACGAGGUGUUCAAGUCUGAAAAUCCCCCCGCCAGGAUGGAACUGGCCAAGAAGCGCUACAGUGGGGGCACACAGCUCCUUCAACAGCAUGAUGGUUCUGUGACGGCCGAGGUGAUGAUGUCCAUCCUGAGGGACAAGCCCAGUGGGAUCUGCAUGGACUCUGGGGGGUUCCGCACCACUGGCAGCAUGGUGUCCAUCCUGCCCCGCGAUCCCAGCCUGCCGUGCAUCCACUUCCUCACUGCCACCCCCGACCCCUCCAGGUCUGUUUUCAAGCCUUUUAUCUUCUCUGAGUCUGUGACCCCAGUGUCGAGGGUGAUCUCCCCACAGUACGGCCCAGACGACCCGGUCAGGAAGCAGCCACGCUUCCAGAGCCAAGUGGACCGCAGGCACGACCUGUACAAGGCCCAUGAGGGGGCCCUGCAGACUAUGGAGACCAACCCAGACGCAGGGAAUGCUCUGACGGAGACAUUGAGGAUGUUGGAGGGCCAGUGUCUGACGGACAUAUCAGCCCUGCUCAGUGGAGAAAUACCAGCAGAUGAGGAACUGGGGGACCUGUUCUUUGACUGUGUGGACACGGAGCUGAAGUUCUACCAGUGAGGAGCGCCCUCAUGUGGAGAAUGCUAGUGCUUGCAGAUCGGCAGGAGAUGGCCCUGGGACUGUUACAUCCUGUGCUCCUGUUAGAUUGGCUCCCUCCCAUCUCACGCAUACAAACCCCCUGAUGCCAUUCCAUCCAUCAUUAACACAGAAUAUAAAUGUCUUAACGUUCCAUGGGAUUGGAGCAUCAUUAUCAUUUGUAUCACUUUAGGGAGCAAUGCUCGCCCCACAUUAGUGAGUAUGUGAUAGACCACUACAGGAGUGUACAUUACCAGUUAAAUGUUUGGACACACCUACUCAUUCAAAGGUUUUUCCUAUUUGACUAUUUUCUACAUUGUAGAAUAAUAGUGAAGAUGUCAAAACUAUGAA
This is a messenger RNA of Oncorhynchus tshawytscha (Chinook salmon), 1755 nucleotides long. It is a transcript of the gene scrn2, whose product is annotated as secernin 2. Gene Ontology annotation, molecular function: dipeptidase activity; cysteine-type exopeptidase activity. NCBI's taxonomy places the organism in Eukaryota, Metazoa, Chordata, Actinopteri, Salmoniformes, Salmonidae. Gene Ontology annotation, biological process: proteolysis. The record is from RefSeq and is a predicted model, not a curated record. Bases 121 to 1389 code for a protein of 422 amino acids. The transcript is spliced from 9 exons.